AUGAAUCAUACUAGUAGCUCCGAAAGGACGCCACUGCUAACCACAGUCAUUCAAAACUCGAAUCCCAACUCGCAAGCGGCACAACAAGCGUCCAGCUCUGUCGAGACAGGGGGUGACCAUCAUGGACAUGCGGCUGCGUACAACCCAAGGGUUGCGAUUUCUAGUAUACUUGCGCUGCUUUUCUCGCUAGGUCUUGUCAUAUUUGGUGUGUUUUACAUCGAGCGGCUUCCUAAUGACCCGGAGCGCGCUGCUAUUAAGAUUCUCGAGAAAACGCCGUUAAUCGAUGGGCAUAUUGACCUGCCUAUCAUGGUUAGAAUGCACUACCGAAACAAUAUAAGUCAAUUUGACAUGAACAAAGCAAUGGAAUACCACGUAGAUAUACCUCGGCUACGCCAGGGCAAAGUAGGAGGCUACUUUUGGAGCGUAUUUGUAGAGUGUGCAGACUCGGGUCCUGAUUUCCUGAUGCCAACUAAUCGCGUAAGGGAUACUCUUGAACAAAUUGAUGUAUCUACUCUCUUGAUUGAGAAAUACGCCGAUACAUUUGCAUUGGCCACCAGCGUAAAGGAGAUCGAACAAGCGACCCGGGUCCGCAAGAUCGCCUCGUUGAUUGGCGUUGAAGGAGCUCACCAACUAGGGAAUUCCUUGGCGGUUCUUCGGCAGUACUAUAGAUUGGGAGCUCGGUACAUGACUUUAACCCAUUCGUGUAACAAUGCAUUCGCCGAUUCAGCCGGUAUCUUUGAACCAGUUCCAGCAACCCACGGUGGCCUGAGCCCACUAGGAAAAGAGCUUAUCCAAGAAAUGAACCGCAUUGGGAUGCUUGUCGACCUUUCACACACAUCGGAUGAUACAGCUGUCCAAGCGAUACAGCUUUCCCGCGCGCCUGUAAUGUGGUCUCAUUCUUCGGUGCGGGCAUUGCGGGGUAUUAGUCGUAAUGUCCCGGACCACAUUUUGGAGAUGAUCGGUACUGGCAAAGGUCAAAAGGACGGCGUGGUAAUGGUCAAUUUGUACCCACGUUUCCUGGUGGAGAAUGGUGGCAACGCAACGCUUUAUACGGUUGCAGACCAUAUUGAGCAUAUAGCUAAAGUGGCAGGGAGAGCCCAUGUUGGAAUCGGCAGCGACUUUGAUGGCAUAGAGAUAGUUCCUGACGGGUUGGAAGAUGUAUCAAAAUACCCUGCAUUGUUUGCCGAACUGCUACGGCGAGGUUGGUCUCGAGCGGAGUUGGAGGGGCUUGCCAGCAGAAACUUUUUGAGGGUGUUCCGGGAGGUGGAGGAGGUUUCUAGGGAGAUGCAAGGACGGAUUUCGCCUAGCAUGAUGCUUUACGACAAACGAGAUCCCACGGAUUAG
Messenger RNA from Rhizoctonia solani, 1344 nucleotides. RefSeq names its product Membrane dipeptidase (Peptidase family M19). The record is from RefSeq and is a predicted model, not a curated record. Gene Ontology annotation, biological process: proteolysis. The transcript is spliced from 11 exons. The coding region runs from base 1 to 1344 and encodes 447 amino acids. Lineage: Eukaryota; Fungi; Basidiomycota; Agaricomycetes; Cantharellales; Ceratobasidiaceae. Gene Ontology annotation, molecular function: metallodipeptidase activity.